Messenger RNA from Penicillium bovifimosum, 1269 nucleotides. Its product is annotated as NADH:flavin oxidoreductase/NADH oxidase. Bases 1 to 1269 code for a protein of 422 amino acids. Gene Ontology annotation, molecular function: NADP binding; NADPH dehydrogenase activity; FMN binding. NCBI's taxonomy places the organism in Eukaryota, Fungi, Ascomycota, Eurotiomycetes, Eurotiales, Aspergillaceae. Gene Ontology annotation, cellular component: intracellular anatomical structure. The transcript is spliced from 2 exons. The record is from RefSeq and is a predicted model, not a curated record.
AUGACCUGGCCUGACGUCUCCGCCAAGCCCGCCGAGGGCAUCUCAUACUACACUCCUGCCCAGAGCCCUCCGGCAGGCACAGCUCGCGAUCCUCAAACGAGCGGAAAGCCCAUUCCCAAGCUGUUCAAGCCUCUCACCAUCAGAGGAGUGACUUUCCAAAAUCGAUUGGGCCUGGCGCCCAUGUGCCAAUACAGUGCCGAAGAUGGCCAUAUGACCCCCUGGCACUUAGCGCACUACGGUGCCAUCGCCCAGCGCGGUCCAGGAAGCCUCAUCAUCGAAGCAACCGGAGUCGUCCCUGAGGGCCGCAUCACCCCGCAUUGCGUGGGUCUCUGGAAAGACUCGCAGAUCGCGCCGCUCAAGCAGGUCGUCGAGUUUGCACACAGCCAGGGCCAGAAGAUCGGUAUCCAGCUCGCCCACGCCGGCCGCAAGGCAUCGACCGUUGCGCCUUGGCUCGGUGGCGUUGUCGCUAACAACUCCGUCGGCGGAUGGACUGAUAACGUCAAGGCUCCCAGCGCCAUCCCCUUCGCUGAGGGCGAUCCCAUGCCCAUCGCCAUGACACUGCAGGAUAUCGCUGAGCUCAAAACCGCCUGGGUUGCGUCUGUUAAGCGUGCUAUGGCUGCGGGCUGUGACUUCAUUGAGAUUCACAAUGCUCACGGUUACCUUCUCUCGUCUUUCCUGAACCCCUCGUCCAACCAGCGCACAGAUGAAUACGGUGGCAGCUUUGAAAACCGGAUCAGACUGCCGCUGGAAAUUGCUCAGUUGACCCGUGACGCUGUUGGCGAGAAUGUGCCUGUCUUCCUGCGUAUCUCAGCCACCGACUGGCUCGAGGAGAGCAUGCCCUCUGAGAAGGGAUGGAAGCUUGAGGAUACGAUUGAGUUCGCUCGUGCGCUUGCUUCUCAAGGUGCUGUCGAUCUGAUCGAUAUCAGUACUGGUGGUUUGCACCCUGCUCAGAAGAUUACCUCCAGAGCUGGUUUCCAGGUUCCUUUUGCUGCUGCUGUCAAAAAGGCUGUCGGUGAUAAGAUGCUUGUUGCUGCUGUUGGUAUGAUUAAUAAUGGAAACUUCGCGGAGAAGAUCCUGAAUGAGGAUGAUCUUGAUGUUAUCCUUGUUGGUCGUGCUUUCCAGCGUGAUACUGGUCUUGCGUGGCAGUUUGCCAAGGACUUGGAUGUUGAGAUUGCCAUGGCUGGUCAGAUUCGUUGGGGGUUCACCAGCUUCCGCAACGCGUCGGAGUAUAUCCAGCCUAACUCGAUGAAGGCUUGCAUUUUUGAUUAG